AUGGACCGAGCCCUGGCGCCAUUGGCGGUGGGAGCCACCUUGGGCACGUGGGCGUGGUGGAGGGAGUCCGUCAUCCCAGCAAUAGACGGCAGCCUCGGUAGGCUGGUGGCACACGUUGGGUUUGAUUUGUUGGCUUCCUCUCCUACAAAGACAGGUCCUCAGAUCCUCGAAGGUUUCUUGCAUAUCAGUGCGGUAUUCUUGUUGUUGCACUUUUGGACUGAGAUCUUGGAGGUGUGUCGACUGUUGCUUCGUUGCAUCGUUCUCAUUGGUCGAGGUUUUUCUCUUUUGCUGGAGGUAGGUUCAGAGUGUUUACAGUUGUGGGCGCUUUGGGCUGGUCGUUGCAUUGAGAGGGCCUUGCACCUCGCAGAACAGGAAGCAGUCUUUACCUCCGAGGGCAUGGCCUUAGCUGCAGGUCCACCUAUUCCAGUUGGUUCAGUCAUCCUAGUGAGUCGGCCACCGGAAUGGGACGAGGUGAUGAUAGGAGCAUUCACAGACAACUACAAUCAUGCAGUGUGCAAGACAACAAACAGCAUUGGGGACGCAUGGAUUUGGGUCUUGGUGCGAGUGGAUGGGCUUCAUCUACGACUCCCCACCAAUGGGGUUCAUGGGGAGAGACGGGCACCAGCUGGUAUUCCGGAUGGGGACAUCAACUGGGUGUGCACUCCCCCUGCAGGGGCCAAUCAGUGGAGGCCAGGAGUUGCCGAGAUCCCGAACAUCUGCGCCGAGGCUGGUUUGAUCCUGGCCCAAUACAUUGCGACGGGCAGUACAUGGCCAGCCAACAUCCCUGGAGUCAGUGGGCCUUUGGUGGAGAUCACGGGGGUUGGUGCUGGCCCUCCUGGUCCAGCAGCCGCCGCCGCAGGGGCUUUGGGACCUGCCGCACCCGCGGCAGCAGGGCUGGCAGUUGGUGGCGACAGUCCGUCAGGAGUUCAGUCAGCAGAUCUGCAUGCUCUGGAGGCAGCCGUCAGGGACCUACAACGUCUUGCAGUGAGCCCAGGCGGACGAUCCAAUGACAAAUCCGUUUCCUACACCGACCUGACCCACGUGGAUGCCCUCAAACUCAAGCGCAAGGGCGAUUUGCUGGCGUUUGCCAGCAAGCAUCCGGGGGCAUUGACAGCUCAUUUUUUGGCAGGGGUUUAUUCCCGGUUGAGCAAGGGAUCCCUGACCAGAACAGGCCAGCUGAGAGAUGUGGGCGUGACAUCGUGGGCUCACCAGUUCUCGGGACUCACCGAGAUUCGAGAUCUCAAGGAGGUUGUCACUCUAGCAGAAGUGCUAGACUCCAUCAACCGGAAGGAGAUAGCGCGAGCCUUAGACAUCAUUUGUCAGCGCAUCAUCGCCAUCCAGUCGGCGAAGCAGAAAGGAGGGUCUUGGGAGAAAGCGGAAGCGGUCGAACUCAUCGACACCCGGAAGUCGCUGGCCAGCUCGGGUGCAUUAGGGGAGUUGGCAAAGGCAGGCUUGAGCGGUGGAGGCAACUUGAUUCUUCUGGCCCUGAACUGGCUGCGCGGGGGUCGUUGUGAGCUUUUGACAAGUCUUGUGACGGCUGCCCAUAGGCGCAUCUUCACUCGCGUGGGGAAGGCGCUUGAGGCUCUGGUGAUGACAGAUGAGCCUGUGAUGGGGCCAGAGGGGCUCGAUCAUUAUAUGAGGCAAACUCAGCUCUACACUGGGUCCGGUGUGGUGCUGGCUUUGGGCGUGAAGGGUGGGGUUCCUGACAAGGCUGCCGAUGUACCAUUGGGACAGCGUUUACAGGCGCUUUUUCCAGUGAUGGCUGAGCAGGUGUCUUCACCAUCGCACCUGCUGCUGCCGCCAGCGAGACGUCCCAGGAGAGUCAAACGGGGCUUCACCUGGGUGGCACCCUCAUAUCCAGAGCUCGUGAAGAAGAAUGUGAAGGGGCUCACCGAUGUAGUCGCGAACGAUGCACACCUCCCUGAAGACCGGAGAUUACAUCCUGACCUCAUCAUCCCUGGAGAGUUGCCCAUAUGGGGAUCCAUCAUAGACGACAUUUGGGGGCUUGACCAUUUGGAAGAUGAGAAUGCCGCAGGUGUGGGUCCAGAGUGGCUCAACCGUGCGGAGGAUGUUUGGUGCCUCAGAGGAGUUGAGCCGAAUUCGAAGAAGACCGUCAACCAAGCUCUGGGAGAAGAAGUGCAAGGCUACUAUAUCCACCCCUCUGCCCAUUGGGUUGGUCUAUCCAUGGAGAAGAGGCGUUACUUGUUUCAGGCAACGUUCAUGGCUCUCAUGAGACCCAAGGUGGUGGUGGGGGUGGCAGAUAGACUCAUUGGCAAGCACAGCUUCCUACGUGCCGGCCGGCGCCGGGAGCUGGUGUCGUGGCCGGACGAGGUUUGGAUAGAGCUUUGCAUCUCCACUCUUCUCAUUCCAUUUGCCCACUUUGACAUGUCGAGCGAUUGGAGCAAGCGGGUGGAGUGCACAGACGCCUCCAUGACAGGUCUGGGGCGGGCCUACGGCAUUGCGCCAACAGCGGUGGUGCAGGCAAUGGCACGCUUCAGCGAUCACAGUAAAGUUUACACCAACUUAACAUUGCCUUGGAGCAUUGGUUUGACAGAAGAGCACAAGUGUCACAUGAGAAAAAUCAGAUUGCCAAAGGAGCGCAUUCGAUGGCGGUACAUUGGCACACCAUGGACGUGUCAGCACAUCACGUUGGGUGAGGCCGAUGCCAUUGCAUGGGCGGCUGAGGACAGACUGCGGAGGCCGGGCGAUGACGGAGGAUUUGGAUCACCACCAUGCAGCACAAUCUCGGCGGCUCGUCACGUUGCGACGCAGGGCAGACAGACCCGUGGACCGCGACCUUUGCGGGCUCGACAAAACCCCUGGGUAGCAUUGCCGUAUUGCACUUCUAAGGAGAGCAUGUCAGUUGAUAUCGGCACAGCUUUGUUUCUCAUUACACUGGGACUACUAGGUGAAAUUUGUCUGAGGGGUGGCUGGAUAGGCUUGGAGCAUCCCGCCGAUCGGAAGCGAGAGCCGUAUCCGUCGUUCUUCGCCACCCCGGAGGUCAGUCAGUUCACGCACUUCUUCAGACUGUUUUACACAGAGCUAGAUCAGUGUAUGUAUGGGGCAAUCUCUAAGAAGCCCACGGGCCUGCUUCAGCAACGCGGUUGUCCGUCGUUGAGCAUGCAUUGCACUCACUCAGUUCCACAUGCACAGCUGCUUGGGCUUGAUUCGAGGGGUCACUUUCGUACAACACCAGCUGCGCAAUAUCCUAGCGGUUUGUGUUUUGCACUUGCUAGCUCAUUUGUGGAGCGUUUGGUGCCAGCGCAUGUCAACCACUACCUAAAGCCUUUUGCACCACGUGUUUCAAAGGAGUUUUUUCCCGACCCAUGGGGCAUGUCCUGCAAUGGAAGCUAUAGGUGGGUUGAACCGUGUCCAGCUUUUCUUGCUGGGGUCCUUGAGAGAAUCCACAGUGCAGAAAUACACCCUCGCACUGGGUCACCUCAACAAUGA
Molecule: messenger RNA, 3450 nt
Organism: Durusdinium trenchii
Lineage: Eukaryota; Dinophyceae; Suessiales; Symbiodiniaceae
Source: the annotation of a GenBank genome assembly